AUGAGCUUUGGGUUUGCAGUGGGUGACUUCAUUGCUAUUGCAGAUAAGGCGUAUCUCGUCUACAAACGAUGCAAGGAUGCUCCUGCUAAAUACGCCGAGCUCACGAAGCGUGUGCUACAACUUCGAGACGUGCUCGAAGAGACGAAAUUAUAUCUCGUGCGAGCGAACAAUGACGGUCAGAUCCCCCAAAGCCAACUGAGAUUGGCUUCGCUGCAGGCGAUGUGUUCCGGGUGCAAUACAACAUUGGAUGAGGUUGACGAUUUUCUGGAGAAGUACAGUAAUGUCGGAACGGAUAAGGGCACACGACGAGUGAUAAGCCGGUUAAAGUUCAUCACAUCGGACUCAGGCGCACUCGUCGCGAAACUGGAAUUCGAUGCUAGGUCCCUACAGCUGCGCUUAACAAGUCUCACAAGUUUGUCGGUUUUGAACGUCCAAGAUGCUUUGGUUCAAAUCGCACAGGAGUACCGAACAGGCAAACGGGACCGGAGUGUGAUAUCACAUCCGAGAAUUGACAACAAGCCGGCGGAGAAAGAAGACAUGUUUGAGCAAAUAAGCCAGGAUCUGGAAGAGAAAGAUAUACACCCAGACUCUAUCGUUCUGAAUAAACCAUUUUUGGAUGAAUGGUUGUCGGAGGUCAUUGAGCAUGAUGGCCUGGAUGAAGGAUCGUCAACUCCCCUUCCAGACCUUGAAAAGUCAACUACUCGUGAAUCGACAACCUCGAAUCUAGCCACCCAGGACCUUACUCGGGGGGAUCUUCCUGGAGGAGACAAUCAAGUCGAUAAUCCUACACAAAGUGCUACCUCCCCAUCGGUAUCGCGUUUAUCUCCACCACUAAUACUGGCCGAUGCUAACGAUAGUGCGGCCCUUGCCGGUGACAACGAUGAUCUCUACGCAGAUCCAGACGAUGUUACUACAAGGCCAGAGGACAGCAUUACCGUGGUAGAAAGGGGAUUCGUAUCGGGAGCCACCGGGGAGCCACGCUCCCGCUCUGACAGCACAGCCUCAAGUGCUGGCAAACCAGAGGAUUGGCAUCCGUACGACAGACCUGCGCCAGUUUAUGUACAGGAGAAACUUCAUCCACUCUUCCACGACGACCCCAUUCCGGAUCCGUCAUCUGAAGCCAUAAAGCACAAAAUCAUGCGCGCUUUCCACCAAGCGGACUACAGCGAUGCAGGCUUUCUCUCACGAAGAACUGUGUUGCACCAUCUGUCAACUGCCCUAAAAGGCAGUCCUAUGAAAGUUAGUGCGGACACCUUGGAGGCUAUUGUUUUCUCUUUCGAUGCCAAUCGCGAUGGCCAAUUUGACAAUGAUGAGUUUUUGGGUCUCGUCCAAGAGUUGAUGCGAAGAACAGCGCACAUGAGGGAGAUGAGAGUUGAAGCGGACUUCGCCGGCAUCGUACAAAAGGCGAAGGCAAAUGCGACCAGAAGACGAGCGAUGGAUUCCAAAUUCUUCCUUCAUUGGGGAUUCUCAAAGGAACCCGGUGCCGGUCAGCGGUAUUUCGAUUAUAUCCUCCGUAACCCAGUGGAAACGCCGCCGAAGGUACUGGACGACUCCGCAUUUAGCGUCAUGGCCUGGGAGGCAAACAUAUGCGUUGAUAAGAUCAGCGACUUCGAAGAAACAUGGAUCGGUAUUGUGCCAAAAUCUCUGCAAAGCGAGUAUCUGGAACCGCUGCGAAAGGUUCAACAGAUCGCAAGGGCCUUUAUUCUCCUCGAAAACCAAAACAACCGCCUCACUCUCUCUGAUCUGGAUGUGUUUCUGACCUGUAUUCAGCUCAGUUCCUAUCUUCCUGCCAACAACGAUACUAAAGGUAUUGAUGAGAUUUACUCGAGACUGGAAGACGCGAAACUAAAGUGCACAUUCAUUCUCGGUUCUCUGCUGGGUUUCACAGAAACUUUGGAGAGAAAUCGGAGUUUCGAUGCUUCCGUACACAACUUCGGCAAAUUCCGGACCUGGUGGAAGGAUGAACAUCUAAAAUGGCGAUCGGAUGCAGUCUGCAACGAAUCCGUCGGUUGGGAUUCUGUUGAAGAUGCGGUUACUACAUAUCGCGCUCGAAAACUAUUGGCCGACGUCGAGCGGCGCGCUCUACUAGUUGUCGAGGACUUUGCUUCUCGAGAGAUUGUACAUGUCCAAAGGCGACAAACUGAGCUUAUAUCUACACCAUGGGCUGGCAAGGUCUCUACUGUGGAGAUUUCCGGAUGGAGCAAGAAUUGGGUAUCCAAAACCAUCGACGUUCGUAAAAUCUUCCUGAGAAUUUCCGUGACCAACCCAACGCAAGUCAUUUAUACAUAUCCGGAGAAACGCUCUGAGUCUAAUAAAUGGUAUCUCGAAGACCGCAUAUUCCUGACAACUACUUCUGCCAUCAGUGUCGCUGUAAUGUACGUGGACAGCAAAAAGGCUGACGGGAUGGUAAAAUUCGGAUUCCCAGCAAGAACGUUCAAAGGCUUGGACUUUUUGAGUAGAAGGAGAAACAUGAACCAAAUAGAGAAGAUACGUGAGCACGGUCCACCCUGCGAUCUCCAGCUCGACGUAGUAAUGGACGACUGCCCGGAGUUCGAUAGAGAGCUGAGUUCGCUCAAAAUUGGCGAUUGGCGCUCUCUACUUUUCGACAGUCCUUCCGAAACAGCUGAACCGUCUUCAAAAUCGACCGCGCUCACGACACGGGGACCGGUUCCUGACUACUCUCCGUAA
Messenger RNA from Cucurbitaria berberidis CBS 394.84, 2688 nucleotides. RefSeq lists its product as uncharacterized. The record is from RefSeq and is a predicted model, not a curated record. The coding region runs from base 1 to 2688 and encodes 895 amino acids. The transcript is spliced from 5 exons. Gene Ontology annotation, molecular function: calcium ion binding. NCBI's taxonomy places the organism in Eukaryota, Fungi, Ascomycota, Dothideomycetes, Pleosporales, Cucurbitariaceae.